This is a messenger RNA of Paramuricea clavata, 274 nucleotides long. The record is from the annotation of a GenBank genome assembly. Lineage: Eukaryota; Metazoa; Cnidaria; Anthozoa; Malacalcyonacea; Plexauridae.
AUGUCUGAUGAGGAACACAAAUCAGAAUUACUCGAUGUGUUUAAUGACAUCAUGAAUAAAAUUAAUGAACUACCCUUACACCCGAAAAAUAAAAUUCUCCUAUACAGUCGUUACUUGCUGUCAAAGAUAUCCUGGGACUUUACUGUUUUUGAUAUAUCUAAGACCUGGAUCUGCGAAACGUUAGACGGUAUUGCGUCAAAAUAUAUUCGAAAAUGGCUGGAACUUCCUGUCUCUGCUACCCUAAGCAACGUGUUGCUUCCACAAAGUAAAUUUG